Staurois parvus is the source of this 628-nucleotide messenger RNA. The record is from the annotation of a GenBank genome assembly. Lineage: Eukaryota; Metazoa; Chordata; Amphibia; Anura; Ranidae.
ACAAGACUGCUAUAUACUGAUGAAAAAAAAAAAAAAGGUAUUUGGCAGUUUAAAUUGACUAAAAUAAUUGCAUUUCCAUGUAGUGGGUGCUGGGGGAGAGAAGAUAUAGUGAAUGCAGGGUCCGGGGAGACCAGAUAUAGUGAAUGCAGGGUCCGGGGAGAGACCGGAUAUAGUGAAUGCAGGGUCCGGGGAGAGACCGGAUAUAGUGAAUGCAGGGUCCGGGGAGAGACCGGAUAUAGUGAAUGCAGGGUCCGGGGAGAGACCGGAUAUAGUGAAUGCAGGGUCCGGGGAGAGACCGGAUAUAGUGAAUGCAGGGGUCCGGGGAGAGACCGGAUAUAGUGAAUGCAGGGUCCAGGGAGAGACCGGAUAUAGUGAAUGCAGGGUCCGAAGAGACCGGAUAUAGUGAAUGCAGGGUCCGGGGAGACCGGAUAGUGAAUGCAGGGUCCGGGGAGACCGGAUAUAGAGAAUGCAGGGUCCGGGGAGAGCGGAUAUAGUGAAUGCAGGGUCCGGGGAGAGCGGAUAUAGUGAAUGCAGGGUCCGGGGAGAGCGGAUAUAGUGAAUGCAGGGUCCGGGGAGAGCGGAUAUAGUGAAUGCAGGGUCCGGGGAGAGCAGAUAUAGUGAAUGCAGG